This is a messenger RNA of Pocillopora verrucosa, 2113 nucleotides long. Its product is annotated as trimethylamine monooxygenase-like. The record is from RefSeq and is a predicted model, not a curated record. NCBI's taxonomy places the organism in Eukaryota, Metazoa, Cnidaria, Anthozoa, Scleractinia, Pocilloporidae. Gene Ontology annotation, molecular function: N,N-dimethylaniline monooxygenase activity; NADP binding; flavin adenine dinucleotide binding.
ACAGUUGCUCGAGGCUACGCCUCGAGCAACGCCUCGAGCAACUCUAGCUUCUUGAGUGCUCUCCAAACUUCCUAAGUAGCGCACGCGGCUGAGAAAGGUUCGUAAAAUCAUUCGCACGGAAAACUUGUACUUUGUCAUUAAAAAGUCCGUGAAAAAGUGGUAUCCUCACAGAUCACUGAAUUGGUCAAUGAUAAACCCUACUUUCCAGAACGUCUUAAUCCUUGAUUGCGGUCAACUGUAGCGCGUUGGAGCCAACAAACGUAAAGAUGUUCAAAGCGAAGCGUGUCUGUGUGAUCGGUGCAGGUCCCAGUGGUAUGUCAGUUCUGUUUCACUUUAAUAAACUGAGAAAACAAGGCAAAGAAAUCCCCGAAAUUGUGUGCUACGACAAGCAGUCGGACUGGGGAGGUCUCUGGAAAUACUCCUGGGAAACUGGUAUCGAUCAGUUUGGCGAACCCGUCCAUGGAAGUAUGUACAAAGGCCUCUGGUCUAAUAGUCCGAAGGAAGUUAAUGAGUUUCCUGACUACACUUUUGAAGAACAUUAUAAAAAGCCAAUUCCAUCUUUUCCACCGAGAGAGGUUCUCUAUGAUUAUCUGAAAGGUCGUUGGACCAAAGGCGAUUUUCGCCAUUUGAUUCAUUUCAACCAUGUCGUCCGCCAAGUGACCUACAAUGAUAACACUGACGACUUUUCAGUUGUUGUCAAAAGCCUUGUCGAGGACAAAGACCUUCCUGUUCAGAAGUUUGACUACCUUAUCGUGGCGACCGGUCACUUUUCUGUGCCGAGCGUUCCCUCUUUUCCAGGGAUUCAAGAGUUUCCUGGCCGCGUGAUGCACUCACACGACUUCCGAAAUGCCUAUCAGUUCCAGGGACAGACGAUCCUUAUAGUUGGCUCCAGCCAUUCCGCUGAGGAUAUCGCUUUGCAAAACCUCAAAUAUGGCGCCAAGAAGAUCAUUUGUUCCUUUAAGACCAGACCGAUGGGCUUCAAGUGGCCCCCUGAGAUCACUGAGAGACCAAUGCUAACCAAUAUCGAAGACAAAACUGUCCACUUCAAGGAUGGUACCACUGCCGAUGUGGACGCCAUCAUUUUGUGCACCGGCUACUACUUCCACUUCCCAUUCCUUGAAGAGCGCCUCCGACUGAAGACCAGGAAUAUCUUGUACCCUGCCGGGAUGUACAAGAAUGUACUGUGGACUGAGGCUGGCAACAACAAGUUUUUCUACAUUGGAAUGCAAAACCAGGUCUACAGCUUCACCAUGUUCGACGCGCAAGCCAAGUGGACCGUGAAUUGUAUCACAGGGGAGCUCAAACUUCCUGACAAGGAAGCUAUGGAGGAGGAUAUAGCGAAAUGGAUCGCAAAAAUGGAUGAAGUGAAGGACUAUCACGGUGCCGUAGACUUUCAGACUGAAUACUUAGUCGAUAUCGCCAAGGAUGCAGAGUACGGAUAUGACCUGGACACCACCCAGCAGUUCUAUGACUGGCAACAACACAAACGUGAGAACAUCCUCACUUACAGAGAUCGAAGCCACGCAAGCAAGUUUACUGGAACCCAGUCCCCAAUUCACCACUCUACAUUUAUGGAAGCCCUAGAUGACUCGAUGGCGACUUUUCUUAACGCAUCUGAGCCCUAGAGUACUACUUGACUGGAAACAAGUUAAGCGACUCUGAAGUGAUUCUUGCACUGGUGUGGUUGUUAAAAGUGCCAAGGACUGUAGAACCAUAGGGAAAAGAUUAUGUUGUAGUAAAAACACGUUUCAUUCCUAAAACAGUUUUUGUUAUCAUGAAUAUACUAAGUUAGUAGGUGUGGGUACUGAUAUCAAAUGUUUUGUUUGAGUAGCGUGCAAAGUCUUAAUCUUUGUCUAUAUCCUCGUUUCAAUAUUACAGCCACAAAACGGAGACAAAACAACUCUUAAGAAUCUGUGUUAAUGGAUAUUUCCCAGUUUCGAGCUUGAAGAUUAAGGUUUGAGAAAAGUAGCAUUAGAUCUCCUACUCUAGCCAUUGAGACGUGGAGGUUAACUUUAAGAACGAUUUUACGAGUUGAUGCGACUUAAACAGUGUUCAAGAAAGUGCAUUAAAACAAACCCAAACCUUCAGUUUUCAGUUUUCCUCGAAGGGGGGU